Molecule: messenger RNA, 844 nt
Organism: Microtus oregoni (creeping vole)
Lineage: Eukaryota; Metazoa; Chordata; Mammalia; Rodentia; Cricetidae
Gene: Tmem203
Product: transmembrane protein 203
Exons: 1
Coding region: 224-634 (136 amino acids)
Biological process (GO): intracellular calcium ion homeostasis
Cellular component (GO): endoplasmic reticulum
Source: RefSeq, a predicted model, not a curated record
CGUCUGGACCGGGGGCGGCGUUCGCUAGCAUCCCUUUCCGGGUCCAGAUUAGGGGUCUGGAGAAGCGGGGAGCGCCGGAGCCGGGGUCCAGGCCGGGCUCGGCCGCUUGCUGCCUCGUGUGUGCAGAGGCGGCAGCAGGCGGUAGCCAGGCCCGCGGACGAAGCGGGCACGGCCCGGUGUGGGGCGCCGUCGGCCGGACUGCGGCCGGUAUUAAAUAGGCGCGAUGUUAUUCUCGCUGCGGGAGCUGGUACAAUGGCUGGGCUUCGCCACCUUUGAGAUCUUUGUGCACCUCCUGGCUCUGUUGGUGUUCUCCGUGCUUUUGGCACUGCGAGUGGACGGCUUGGCCCCGAGCCUCUCCUGGUGGAACGUAUUUGUGCCCUUUUUCGCCGCCGACGGGCUCAGCACCUACUUCACCACUAUCGUGUCGGUACGCCUCUUCCAAGACGGGGAGAAGCGGCUGGCUGUACUGCGCCUCUUCUGGGUUCUCACAGUCCUUAGCCUCAAGUUUGUCUUUGAGAUGCUGCUGUGCCAGAAGCUAGUGGAGCAAACUCGAGAGCUCUGGUUCGGCCUGAUCACGUCUCCGGUCUUCAUUCUCCUGCAGCUGCUCAUGAUCCGGGCUUGUCGCGUCAACUAGCCUCGUGCACGGGCUGGAAACGGAGCACCGCCCAGCUGGAGUGCUGGAUCUCCCAGUUCAGACCCUACUUGGCGUCACACUGGAGGAGCUUUGGUCAGAAAUCAGUGUCUGCUUGUGCCCAGCGUACUGUCCAGUUUUCUCUAUAUCUAAGAUUGUUUCCUCAGCUAAACUUAAAAGUGAAGCUUGAUUAGUAAAAUCUAUUUCCUGUUA